GAUGAUCUGGUUGGUCCUUUUUCUUAGCUGCAGUCACACAUCUGCUUCCUUUGUGCCGGACGGUAGCUAACAAGAGGAGAGGCCUCUGUCAUCCUCCAUCAUGCUCUCAAAUAAGAAAGACCCAGGCUCUUCCUCCUCCUCAUCCUCUUCCUCAGGAGGGAACGGGGCUGAUCGGGCCCUGGAGACCUCUGCGGGCUCCCAGUCGGUAGCUCCGACAGGUUCUUCUGCUUCUUCCGCAGACGUGAAGAAGAAAGAAAGGGCCUCCCCUAGCGGAGAGGCGAGCGGACCACCGCUGCCUCACCUACCCGGCUCGGCAGGAGCGGAUCAGGACUCGGCCGAAGGGCGCAGGACCAGCCGGCGCAAGAGAGCCAAAGUGGAGUACAGGGAGAUGGACGAGAGCCUGGCGAACCUGUCGGAGGACGAGUACUACUCGGAGGAGGAGAGGAACGCUAAAGCGGAGAAAGAACGAAAGCAGGUGGUGCCUCCACCUGCUCCACCUGUGGAGGAGGAAAACGACAGUGAGCCAGAGGAGCCCUCGGGUUUAGAGGGCGCAGCCUUUCAGAGUCGCCUCCCACAUGAUCGAAUGACAUCACAGGAAGCAGCGUGUUUCCCUGACAUCAUCAGCGGGCCACAGCAGACUCAGAAGGUCUUCCUGUACAUCAGGAACCGCACGCUCCAGCUCUGGUUGGAUAACCCGAAGGUCCAGCUCACGUUUGAGUCUACGGUCCAACAGCUGGAGGCACCUUACAACAGUGAUGCUGGCCUAGUUCACAGAAUCCACAGCUACCUGGAGAGGCAUGGCCUCAUCAACUUUGGCAUCUACAAGAGAGUCAAACCUCUACCAAGUAAGAAGACAGGGAAGGUGAUUGUGAUUGGGGGAGGAGUGUCUGGUCUGGCGGCUGCGAGGCAGCUGCAGAGCUUCGGCAUGGACGUCACUGUGCUGGAAGCCAGGGAUCGUGUUGGAGGAAGAGUGGCCACCUUUCGUAAAGGCAAUUACGUAGCAGACCUGGGAGCAAUGGUGGUUACAGGCCUAGGUGGAAACCCUAUGGCUGUUAUCAGUAAGCAAGUGAAUAUGGAACUGGCCAAGAUUAAACAGAAGUGUCCCCUCUAUGAGGCCAAUGGCCAGGCUGGAGAGCGAUGCACAAGUGUUCCUAAGGAGAAGGAUGAGAUGGUGGAGCAAGAGUUUAACAGGCUUCUGGAGGCCACGUCCUAUCUCAGCCACCAACUUGACUUCAACUUCCUCAAUAACAAACCUGUGUCUCUUGGCCAAGCCUUGGAAGUGGUCAUACAGCUGCAGGAGAAACAUGUGAAGGAUGAGCAGAUCGAGCACUGGAAGAAGAUCGUAAAGACGCAGGAGGAGCUUAAAGACCUGCUUAAUAAGAUGGUGUCCACUAAGGAGAAAGUAAAGGAGCUGCAUCAACAGUAUAAAGAGGCGAGUGAGGUGAAACCUCCCAGGGACAUCACGGCCGAGUUCCUGGUCAAGAGCAAACAUCGUGAUCUUACCGCCCUCUGCAAGGAAUAUGAUGCAUUGGCUGAGCAGCAGGUGAAACUUGAGGAGAGAUUGCAAGAGCUGGAGGCUAAUCCACCCAGCGACGUGUAUCUGUCCUCAAGAGACAGACAGAUUCUGGACUGGCACUUUGCAAACCUGGAGUUUGCCAACGCCACACCUCUGUCUACACUCUCACUCAAACACUGGGAUCAGGACGAUGAUUUUGAGUUCACAGGAAGUCACCUGACCGUGAGGAACGGCUACUCGUGUGUUCCGGUGGCGCUGGCCGAGGGUUUGGACAUCAAACUUAACACAGCUGUGCGUCAGGUGCGCUACACCUCCUCAGGUUGUGAGGUGAUAGCCGUGAACACACGCUCAACCACGCAGACAUUUAUCUAUAAAUGUGAUGCGGUGCUGUGUACGCUUCCUCUAGGAGUGAUGAAGCAGCAGCCACCCGCGGUACAGUUUGUGCCUCCGCUGCCCGAGUGGAAGACAUCUGCUAUUCAGAGGAUGGGUUUCGGCAACCUCAACAAGGUGGUGCUGUGUUUCGACCGUGUGUUUUGGGACCCGAGCGUGAACCUGUUCGGUCACGUAGGGAGCACCACAGCCAGCCGUGGAGAGCUCUUCCUUUUCUGGAACCUCUACAAAGCCCCCAUUCUGCUGGCGCUAAUGGCCGGAGAGGCUGCAGGAAUUAUGGAGAACAUCAGCGAUGAUGUCAUUGUGGGACGUUGCCUAGCGAUCCUAAAAGGAAUCUUCGGUAGCAGUGCAGUUCCUCAGCCGAAAGAGACGGUGGUGACGCGAUGGCGUGCAGACCCCUGGGCUCGUGGCUCAUACUCUUAUGUGGCAGCUGGUUCCUCUGGCAAUGACUAUGACCUCAUGGCCCAGCCAAUCACGCCUGGACCUGCAAUACCUGGGGCCUCACAGCCCGUUCCUCGACUCUUCUUCGCCGGGGAGCACACAAUCCGGAACUAUCCAGCGACGGUACACGGAGCUCUGCUGAGUGGCCUCAGGGAGGCAGGACGCAUCGCUGAUCAAUUUCUCGGAGCCAUGUACACAGUGCCACGGCAGAACACACCCACUGCCAACCCCCAGCCCUCUCCCAGUGUGUAGACACACAAGUCUCAUCCAGCAUGUAGGAGCUCACAUGUAUACGUCCUCUUGUCCAGUUUACAGAAAAACCGACACCACACCCACACACACACACACACACAACUCUAUAGCCCAGAACAGAACCACCCUACACUAGUGGACAGUCUUUGAGUACACAGCCAGUCAGAAAGAGAGGCUUGUAUACUAAUAUUGAUGUAAUGUGAGUGAGAAGAUAUGAUGUCUAUUGUCUAUAUUGAACCCUCAAAGUGUGUGUGUGUGUGUGUUCUCUAAUUACUGGUCUCCAAAAGGAAGCUGGAGUUUAAAGGAAGCUCUACCUCUUCCUGAUGAUCAGCAUUGGAAACGCAUCAUCGCAGGAGGAGUAGCCCCUUUUUACUUCUGAGAAUUUCCUGGAAUUUACCACAAUUUUCAGGAAUAAUUGUUACCUUGUUUGUGUGCUUUGCAGCUCGUUCCUCAACAAAGAACAGACUGGAACGCACACAAAUACAUGCUGCAGCUUGAAUGCUGCACACACACACACACACACACACACACACACCACCAUGAGCUGUUUGUCUGAUGAUUCAAACUACGGCUAGUGGAUUUCAACCCAGAAUACACACACACGCACACACACACACUUUCUUACGGUCUGGAUACACCAUGAACUAAAACCAGCUCCAAAAAAACAAUGUUUUGCAAAGACGUCCAGUUGGAAUUGAUGGGAUUCCUGAAGCUUGUUGUCACAGUAGAUCCGUGUGAACUUCACAGUUUGGCUUUCAUUGCAGAUGUUUCUCCAAACCAACAUUAUAUCCAGUUAUACAAAAUGUGGUUCAGUUCAUCAGCACCGUCUGACAGAGCAUUAAAACAGAGUAUCAUAUGUUCAGAGAAAGAAUAUUUUCAGAAACACAAACAUGGACUGGAAUCAGAAUCGGAAAACCUUUGCACUGACUUUUGUUCUAUUUUUAUUAUUUCGAUGCCGAGUCCAAAUUCAUGUGAAAGCCUCUUCUGCUGUUCAUGAUCUUGGUCAACUGUUUAGAUUCGAAUGGAGAAAAAAUUGUUUGAAGUGUUUUAAAUUUUUGUUGCAAAGUUAAUGAUUUUCAAGAAAUUGAAGCAGCUAGUUUGAACAGUUUUUUUUUGUUGUUUUGUUUAUUUUAUAUAUUUGUCAUUAUAGCCUAGGUUUUAUAUUUUGUCAGAAUUUGGUAUUAAAUGAAGAAAAGAAAGGCCGAGUCAUUGAUUUUUGUCUUGUGUGAAGUGUUCAGUAAUAUAGGUUGAAGCAAUGUGAUUGCUUAUUGUCUACCUUCUCACAACGCUGCUACCUAUGAUUUUAUAUACACACACACAGAGUUUAAACUCACCUCUUCCCACACCUGCUGUCUUUACAAGGUUUCUGGGAGGUGCCCUAAUUAUAAAGCACUGUGUGUUUUGAAAGGUGUGUACACGUGCAGCUGUAGGCACACACAGGUUUGUCAACGCAUAAGAACUCUCACGCUAAACACACGUAGACACGCUACAUACCUAGACGUUACCUCAUGCACGCCAUCUGUAGAUUAUGAUGCAGCGCUUACACUUGCAGGAACAGAUGUUACAGUUGGACGUGUAAACGUGCACAAACUGUUCCUUCCUCAGCCAAGACGGUCCAUUCAGCAAUACUUCCCCUAUUGGAAAAGCUUUAUCUUCAUCACACAAGGUGUUUCAAAGUACUCUAAUUGACACCUCUGUGUUUCUGCAAUCCUACAGCCUUCAGCCUGUGACCUGUGAUCACAAUGAAGCCCAUCGUCGGUUCCUUAAAUGUGAUCAGAGAAAUCGUUCAGAUGGGAAGCUCGUAAAAUAAUCAUACACAGAUGCUUUCUUAUACAGAUGUCACAUGACAAGGCUCAAUUUACUUACAGUUAACACCUAGUGGCAACAGCUUUCUUUAAAGUUUUCAUUUCUUUACAGUACUGUUGUCAUUUUGUUUGGUGAAAUAACAUUGGUGAAACAUAACCUCAUUGUGUUAUGUUUGUAGUGUCAUAUCAGCCAUAACAUUUAAACCAUGCCUAAUAUCGUACAGGUCACCCAUGUGCAAACAAAACAGCUCUAACCCCUUGAGGCAUGGACUCCAGGGCUCUACAGUAACAAUUUCAUUUAGGAGCCCAGUUGAAGUUUAGGUGUUUGUUUUUUUUGAGAGAUGGUAACAAUGUGCCACAAUAUAACACAAGUAGGCAUGAGAAAACUUGAGCUGGUCAAUUAUGACAGAAUUUAGGAACAUAGUGUGAGCCAUGACACAUUAAUUUACCUUCUGAUAAACUAAAUCUAAUAUUUUCAGGUCAUUUCUCUGGGCUGGAGUCAGUUCUCGCACCGCUCUGUGUGUAUUGUGUAGAUAUCUGAAUAAUCUCAUAUAGGAUGUGAUUGGGGGAGUUCAUUUACCCGUCAGAUGCACAGCGCUUUAGUUUAAUGCUGUUCAUUAGGGGCGCUCCGAUCAGGAUUUUUACAGCCGAUACCGAUCCAGAUACCAAUCUUUUUUAUUUAAACUUUAAAUCAGGAGGUCUGUCAUAAACAGUUAAAUGUAAGCUCUCUGCUCAUGGUCACUGUUAACGGAAUUAAAAUAAUAGCAAUGAGAAAUACUGUUGGUUAAUUGAUAAACAAACAAGCAUAAAAUAUUUAUUUUUAAAUAUUUUAAACAAUAAAGAGUCCUAAUUAAAAGUAGACUAACACAAACAUGAUCCAUAUUAGGAAAAAGGCUAAUAGCUUUCUAAGGAGAUAGCGAACUAAGCUUAAUGUCAAAUUGAUAUUAAAUGCAACCCAUAGUAAUUAAACAUUUCAUUUCUCAAUUUUAUUUAUGUUUUAUGAAGUUAUUAUAAUAUCUAUUUUUUAUAUUAAAUGAUUUUAUAGUGAUAUCUGGCAACCGUGAAUUUAAAUGAAGUGAAUGUGCUGUCUGUUAGAGCUGCUGAAGGGGGAGCAGCAGUGUACUGUAUGUUUACAGACUGAACAGUUGCUACUGUUGAUUAUGAUUGGUGAGGAAUUAUUUAAUAAAGAAGUUUGAAUUAAACCCACCUUGUAGCGUUAGCAUUAUUAUUCAUUUACUCCGCCCGAUGCUGUGUCUAAACGAGCAGGUGCAAGUUCAGGUCAUUUUGCGGGAUCAAUAAAAGAUGGUGGUUGUGAGAUCGGGAAGUUGAGAGAAGCAGAUGAUGUACAGAGUUACUCCAUCAUAAUGGCAUCUCUGCAGUAUUUACACACUUGUUUGGUUGACUGAGGAGAUGAAAAGCAGUGUGAAAGUAACUGUUGCGAGGUGUAGAUGCAUUUUGGACUUCCUGUAGUUUUUAUCCCGAUUGUAUUAUACAACUCCGAAGAGGUCACUCACACCGGCGCGAAUAAAUAUUCACAGUCAAACAAAGUACUUCAGACGCAAAUGCAAGUAAAAUGGUUGCACUGUAGAGCCCUGGACUCAAAAAGACCUGUGCAGGUGUGCUGUGGUAUCCAGCACCAAGAUGUUCGCAGCAGAUCCUUUAAGUCCUGACCGGUCCCAUACUUAUCAAGCUGCGAUGCACUGUGUGUUCUGAUACCUUUCUAUCAGAAUCAGCAUGAACUUUUUUAGCAAUUCGUGCUACAGAAGCUCUUCUGUGGGAUCGGACCAGACGGGCUAGCCUUCGUUCCCCAUAAGCAUCAACAAGACUUGUUUGCCCAUGACCCUGUCCCCAGUUCACCGGUUGUCCUUCCAAGGACUACUUUUGGUAGGCAUUAACCAGUGCAUACCAGAAACACCCCACAAGACCUGCUGUUUUGGAGACACUCUGACCCAGUCGUCUAGUCAUCACAAUUUAGCCCUUGUCAAAGUCACUUGGAUCCUUACACUUGCCCAUUUUUCCUGCUUCCAACACAUCAACUUUGAGAACUGACUGUACACUUGCUGCCUAAUAAAUAAAACCCACCCCUUGACAGGUGCCACUGUAACGAGAUAAUCAACGUUAUUCACUUCACCUGUCAGUGGAUUUGUGGUAAUAUUAUUGUUGAUAGGUGUAAGUGUUGUAGCGUUAAUUUUAUUUUUUUUAACAGUCUAUAUCUCACCUCCACAGAAAACAUUUUCAAUAAAUGAGACCCUUAAAAAGAAACCAUAAGUAGAAAUGAAUCAUUUAAAGAAAAAUGGCCACAAAUGGAGCCUUGGAUAAAAGGGGAUUAAAAUGUUUCUAGCUGAAGUCCAUGUGAGAAACAGCAGUGACAGCUCGUACAUAGGGACAGGUUGUGCAGAAGCCCACCACUAAUUUAAGGUUCAAUUAUGUUAAAUGAGGACCUGACAUUUUGGUUUGGUCUUAUUUAAAAUUUGGUGUUUUUUGUAUUUCCAAUCAGCUAACGUCUGGGACUUAAAUAAUUUCAGCACUGUUUUUAUGGUAUGUAAACAGUAAUAUUAAAAGAAGCCAUGAGGUAUUGUGAUUUGGAGAACACACAAGCUACUCCUGAGCACGGAGCAGUGAAUCAUGAAGUGUGGACUUCAUGUGCCACAUCAGUCACAUGCCAGCUACAUGCUGCUCACGAAGUUGAACUUUGAAUCAAGACUUUGGGGUGAGAAUAAGACCCACGUUUCCUCGGCUAUGAUCAGUCGCUCUCAACCAAUCCCCUUUCUCCUGGAAAAUGGCGGUGACAAAUCAUGUUAUUGUGUAUUUGUCAUACAAACACAAAAUUAAUUGAUAGUUAUUGCAUUCUUAUGUAAAGAUAGAUAAAUGAAAGUGUAACCAUUAAAGAAAAUGUUUCAAAAUGGUUUGUGAUGGUUUAUGUUUAGUUGGCUGUAUAUGAAUUAGGAACAAGUCUUCAUUUUUUGGAAUACUGCAUUAUUACUCUUUACCUAUUAGUGAAAAUAUAUUAUAUCUGCUCUUAUAACUAGAAAUGUUAGCCAUCAUCACUAGACACCAGCGAGCUCCAAAACAAUGCAACAAUUAAAAAAAGAGAAAAGGUCUUAAGGAAGAGCUAGCUUGUUCACUAAUGUCAGGUUUAUUUACACUAAU
Ictalurus furcatus (blue catfish) is the source of this 7554-nucleotide messenger RNA. It is a transcript of the gene kdm1a, whose product is annotated as lysine (K)-specific demethylase 1a. Gene Ontology annotation, molecular function: flavin adenine dinucleotide binding; oxidoreductase activity; protein binding. Lineage: Eukaryota; Metazoa; Chordata; Actinopteri; Siluriformes; Ictaluridae. The transcript has 21 exons. The coding region runs from base 101 to 2599 and encodes 832 amino acids. Gene Ontology annotation, cellular component: nucleus. Gene Ontology annotation, biological process: regulation of DNA-templated transcription. The record is from RefSeq and is a predicted model, not a curated record.